UUAAUCCAUUAGAUUGCUUUGGAAUUUCUCGUGAAAAUACUUCCUUACAAGGAAAAGUGGAAAACCCUCCGGUGCCCCACAGCUUGAGCACAGCAUCAAUGGCGCCGGUACUACCAACUGAAAUAAUCUCCGUAAUUCUCUCAAAAUUGCCAGUUAAAACACUUCUCCGCUUUCUAUGCGUCUGCAAAUCCUGGAAUUCCUUAAUCAAAACCCCCAAUUUCAUCAAACUCCACCUCAAUCAAACCCUAAUUUCCAGUUCCGAUCGUUAUCUCCUCAAAUGGUCAAAACACACCUCUCCUCAGUACGCCGACCUCGACAUCCACCGCAACAACCUCCAAUUCUCGGACUUUAACCACCCUCUCGAAACCCAAGUUGUCCACCUGCUUGGUUCCUGCAACGGCAUCGUUUGCAUCUCCGACUCCUCCAAAAACAAUGUCUUCCUCUACAAUCCUCUCACCAAAUCUCAUCGUAAGCUCCCUGCCAAUCCAAUUCCUCCUAACAUUAACAAAGCUACUUUGGUUUUUGGAUUUGGAUACGACAGCAAGAACGAUGAUCAUAAGGUGUUGAUGAUGGUUUAUGGGUACAACAACAAGGUUUUCCACAGUGAAGCGAAAAUGUAUAGUCUGAGCAACAAUUCAUGGAAAUCUGCUCAAGGUAUCCCGUACCAUCUCUAUAGUUAUGGAUGUCAUGGUAUUGUUGUUAAUGAGACUAUAAAUUACAUUGUGAUUAAGCCUGUUGAAUUGAAGUCAUGUAAGCUCAUCGCUAGUUUCGAUCUUGAGACUGAGAUUUUCUCGUAUAUGGAUUGUCCCAAUUGUAGUGAUAAGUGGAGUAAUUUGUCUAUGCUUUUGAUGGAAUGGGAUGGAUGUUUGUGUGUGAUGGUGGAUUAUCAAAAUGAUGAUUUUAUAGUGGAGUGUUUUGAAAUGUGGGUAAUGAAAGAGUAUGGAAACAAAGAGUCUUGGGUUAGAUUGUUUAGUAUUUGCCAGCCAGAGAGUAUUGAAGCUUAUAUGGAUAUUAAGCCUGUUGUUUACUCCAAAGAUGGGCGUAAAAUUUUGUUGGAGAUAGACAGUUUAAAUUUUGGUUGGUAUGAUUUGAAGUCCAAUGUAUUUGAUAGAUGCACAGCUCUUGGGCUUUCUGAUGGAGCUAUCAACAUGACAAAGUACGUGGGCAGCCUUGUUUUACUCGAACAUGAGCCGCGUCUUGUAAGGGAAAUCUUGCCAAGGAAGAACAAAAAGAAAAAUAAUGAUUUGGAUCAAUUUCUUUCUACUGGGUUCAAGCUGAGGCUAUGACUUAAUUUAAGAUGUUUCUGCUGUCUGCUGGAACCAUGUCCGAUCUUUAUAAUUUUUGCAAUUUUCAAUGAUUUUGAGCUCCAACGAACCUUCUGUGCGCCCCUCCCCUUGGAAAAUCAAUUUGAGACACCGUUUUGGGACAGGACAGGAUGGACUAAUAUUGACAGAAGUAAGAAGGUGAGAAGAUUUGAUUUUGCGUGUUAAUUCCGAGGUAGUUUGGAGUUUUGAUUUUCUUACCCCCCUGCCUGCUUUCGUUCGCUUAGAACAACAGCCUGUUAAGAAAAUCAAAACUUAGAAUUGACGAAAGCAGGCAGGGGGGUAAGAAAAUCAAAACUAUGAAAACUUAGAUUUGAUUUUGCGUGUUAAUUCCGAGGUAGUUUGGAGUUUUGAUUUUCUUACUCCACACAUUUCGUAGUGGCUAAACCUAAGUUUUCUGAUUUCUUAUUCGUCUGGGUAUGGGUAUAUCUUGCACUUGCUCUUGUUGAUGAUUGCUUGUCUCCACAACAUUGAGGUUUUUGCAUUCUUACAUUUUACAUGUUUGAUAGUUUUUUUUUUUGGUCUUUUUUUUAAAUUCUACGAUGGCUAUUUUUUAGUUCGAAAAAUCAAAAGCUGAAAUAUAUGUUUGUAU
This is a messenger RNA of Spinacia oleracea (spinach), 1914 nucleotides long. RefSeq names its product F-box protein CPR1. The record is from RefSeq and is a predicted model, not a curated record. Bases 99 to 1286 code for a protein of 395 amino acids. NCBI's taxonomy places the organism in Eukaryota, Viridiplantae, Streptophyta, Magnoliopsida, Caryophyllales, Amaranthaceae. The transcript is spliced from 3 exons. Gene Ontology annotation, molecular function: protein binding.